Capra hircus (goat) is the source of this 2612-nucleotide messenger RNA. It is a transcript of the gene CFAP410, whose product is annotated as chromosome 1 C21orf2 homolog. Gene Ontology annotation, biological process: cytoskeleton organization. The transcript is spliced from 7 exons. NCBI's taxonomy places the organism in Eukaryota, Metazoa, Chordata, Mammalia, Artiodactyla, Bovidae. The coding region runs from base 227 to 895 and encodes 222 amino acids. Gene Ontology annotation, molecular function: protein binding. The record is from RefSeq and is a predicted model, not a curated record.
UCGGAGCAGGUGGGGGAGGACCCAAGACGCGAGGCGGAAGCCCAAGCGGCCCCGCUGCACUCGCGCCGGCCCGUCCCCUCAGAGAGGGCCAAUGGGCUCUCAGGACGCGCACCUAACGACGCGGGCUCCGCCCCUUGGAGACGCGCUCAGGUCUGGCCAACAUUCGCCGAGGUAGCGAGAGAUUUGAGAGCUUUGCUCGGGUCUCGAGUCCUGGCGGCUCGCCGCCAUGAAGCUGACGCGGAAGAUGGUCCUGUCCCGGGCCAAGGCCUCGGAGCUUCACAGCGUGAGGAAGCUCAACUGCUGGGGCAGCCGUCUCACUGAUAUCUCCAUAUGCCGGGAAAUGCCCAGCCUGGAAGUGAUCACCCUCAGCGUCAACAGCAUCUCCAGCCUGGAGCCCGUGAGCUGCUGCCGGCAGCUGAGCGAGCUGUACCUGCGCAAGAACCGCAUCCCCAGCCUCGCAGAGCUUGUCCACCUGAAGGGCCUCCCACGCCUGCGAGUGCUCUGGCUGGCCGAGAACCCCUGCUGUGGCACCUGCCCCCACCUCUACCGCAUGACUGUCCUGCGCACCCUGCCGCAGCUGCAGAAGCUGGACAACCAGGCUGUGACAGAGGAAGAGGUGUCCCGGGCGCUGAUGGAGGGAGAGGAGGUCACAGCCCCCAGCAGAGAGGACUUGGGGAACGGCCCACCCGAGCUGUCCUACACCCUGAGUGCUGUGGACGCCGCCACUGAGACGACACAGGAUCCUCUGAGCCUCGGCAAGGGGGAGGCCAGCAGUGACCAGGGGCAGCUUGGCCUGAAGCCCACCUCCCGGGACCGGUUUCCUCCGUUCUCACAGCGGGAGGCUGCAAGCAGUCGCACCAGCAGGGUCACGUGGCCGGCGGGGGUACAUCAGUGAAGACCAGCUCCUUCCAGGGUCUCCUCCAUCUGCUGCUCGAGUCACUGUGGCUUGGGCCUGGGCUCGUCCCUGCUCACGGGCCGCCCUACCCCCAAAGGGCGGAGCCAUCUGUCCCUCUGUGUCCUCUGGCUGGCACAGCAGCUUCCCUGUGUGCCCCCUCCCACCAGCAGGUUUGGAGUCAUCCCCUGACCCGGUCUUUGGCAGGGAGAACUUGGAGGGGACCUCGCCACCUGGGCACAGGGGGAGGGAGCUGUCUGAACAGGACUGGGGUCUGUGGGGGUGGACGGGACCCCCUGGCACCUGCUCCAGCCCUUGAUCAGCCUGACCCAUGCCAUAGGGUGUGGUGGGCUCACAAAGGCUGGCGCCACGUCCAAGCAGGGCUGCCCGAAGCCACAGCAGGGCCUCCCUCCCUCAUUUGUGCAGUGACAACUUGAAAUGGGCGCAGAGUUCACCAGAGGUACAGAGGUGAACACACUGACGCCCUGUCCCCACCAGAAGGUGUCCCCCAAAGGCUGUGGUAGGUGUGACUGCGGGCCGAAGGCCGGUCCAGAGAGCAGUCAGUGGGCCUGUGGCCAGUCUCCCUCACCCGGCCCCGCCCGAGUGGGCCACUGCCCCCUGGGACCACAGCCUGCUCUUCCGCGAGGUGGCUGUGUGGGACAGCUCCGGGUCCCUGCACACACCUUCCACACGUUUCAGGAGGAGCGCAAGGUGUGUACUGUUGCCGGUGGCAGGUCUGCCCAGCGGCUGGGCUUAGGCCAGGAGCUCCCACCCCACCCCCAUGGCAGGGCCUCUGCCAAGGAGAGUGGACCAGGGACUGAAGGUACUGGUUCAACUCCGUGCCUGCCACAGAUACCUACAAAAGACUAUCACACUUGCUCAAACAGGAUGCUUGCUCUGAGAGCAGAGGACAGAAGGAUCUGGCCCUGCUUCCAGGGGUCCCUGUGGUCACCCAAGCUGGGUGACCCUGAGGCAUCCAGCCCCCCACAAGCUUCUGAGUGCAGGUGCUGGUGGCCAGGAAGACCUGGGGACACAGGGAGCUAGCGAGAUUUGAGGGAGCAGGAGCCUUAGGGCAUUGCAGAGGCCAGGGGCCAGCAUCCCAAGCGUGCCCACAUGGGCCACGUGCUCUGGCUUUUGGCCAUCCCUCCAGUCAUCCCACAAGAAGGAUCAGCUCAAAUAGCCCCUUCGUGUACAAUCCUUCCCGAUUUUCCCAGUAGACAUGGCGUUUCUCUGCUCAAAUGCGGAUGGGACUCGGGUGUGGUCGUGUGGACGUGUGUGCGCAUCACACACUACGCCCAUGUGCGUUUGAACACAUUCCUGAGCACCUGCUUCUGGUCUCUGCUCCAUCGCUGACCAGCUGUGUGAUGAGGGCCCCUUACUCAGCCUCUCUGGGCCUUGGGGCUGUGAGCAGGAGGUGAGUCAGUUCGUAGAAAGUCCCUGCAGGCAGCGAGCGCUGUACCGCAGCCAUGGCCACAGCUUCCAUCCGCCCAGGUCUGUCUGGAAGGCUGCCCCCUGAAGGCUGUGCUCUGGUGGUGGGGGUGUGUGUGUGUAUGUGUGUGGUGUGGGUGGCCCAGCGUCACAGGCGUGGCACUCAGGCAGUGACUCUCUGUGUCCCCAGAACAACAUCCUGACGGCCAUCCUGAUGCUGCUGCGAGAGCUGGACAUUGAGGGACUAGAGGCUGUCCACCAGACUGUGGUCAGCCGGCUCCAGGCCCUGCAC